AUGGACAAUGCGAACAUGUCAGGAAAACUCCAUCUGAUAUUGUCUUUUUCCAGCGCCGUGGGAUUUGAGCUGAGAGUGUCUGACCGUGAUGAUCUCGAGAAUCGCUUGAUUGAAGCAAACAAAGACGAUAGUAUUGACGGCGUCAUUGUCUAUUAUCCUAUAUUUGAUAAUCGUCAAGAUCAGUAUCUUCAGCAAUUACCUGACAUCACUAAAGAUGUGGAAGGGCUAAGCCACAGAUACAUCUUCAAAUUGUACCAUAAUGAGAGAUAUCUUGAUCAAGCUCGGAUACAAAAGAGCAUUCUUCCAUGCACGCCACUUGCCAUAGUGAAGAUUUUGGACUAUUUGAGCGUCUAUAACAACAUUCUUGCAUUUGGUAACCGUCUCUUUGGUCGCACGAUAACUGUGGUAAACCGCAGCGAGACGGUUGGCCGGCCCCUAGCAGCCAUGCUCGCUAACGACGGAGCAUCAGUAUACAGCGUCGACGUUACAUGUGUGCAACAGUUUACCCGAGGACAUGGGAUCAAGCAAAGAAUGCAUGAGGUUGUUGACAAGCAAGGAUGGACAUUGCAGGAGUGCCUUCGCACAAGCGAUGUGGUGAUCGGCGGUGUCCCAGGAAAGUCCUUCAAGAUUCCGACUGACCAGCUAAAGGAUGGCGUCGUUUGCAUUAAUUUUUCUACUGAGAAGAAUUUUGAUUGUGAUGUCAAAAGUAAAGCCUCCAUAUUCGUUCCCAGCAUCGGCAAGGUGACCAUUGCAAUUCUCAUUCGUAAUCUUGUGCUGAAAACAGGGAAAAACCACCAAAAACCCAAGACUGCGCGCUCAAAGCGCGAAUUCGAAAAGCGCGAGCCUCAACAAGUCGAAAAUUCCAAAACGGCCCUCUUCCUACGCUACACUAAGUCCUCUGAUCUCCUCAAUUCACUCGCCAAAGACCUCCACACCCUCAAAAUUCCCGAUGCUAUUCAAUUCAAGAAGGGGAACGCCAUCCACCCUUUCGAGGACCCAUCAUCUCUAGAAUUCUUCUCUCAGAAGAACGAUGCCGCGUUCCUCGUGCUUGCUAGUUCUAGUAAGAAGCGACCACACACACUCACGUGGAUAAGAUGCUUUAGUGGGAAGAUACUGGAUAUGUUGGAGCUAUCCGUUGUGCAAGAAACCGCGAGAUGUAUGGCGCAAUUCAAGGGGCCGAAAUGUGGGUAUAAUGUUAAGCCUAUGCUGGCGUUCUCAGGGACUGCGUGGGAUGAUUCUAGUCGGACGGAGUAUGUAUUGGCAAAGAGCUUGUUUACAGACUUCUUUCGAGGGUCAGAGGUCGGGGAAAUUGACGUUGAGGGUUUGCAAUUGUUGAUACACUUUAGUGUCGGGGAAGAGGGUCAGGAAGGGUUGAAGCCACAGAUACAGAUGCGGUGUUGGAGGAUUAUUACGAAAAAGAGUGCGAGUAAGGUGCCGAAGGUAGAGGUUGAAGAGAUAGGACCACGAAUGGACUUCAGGGUCGGGAGAUCCAAGGAAGCGGAAGGGAGUAUGAUGAAGGAGGCGCUGAAGAGAGCGAAAGGAACCGAGGCUAAGGCAAAGAAGAACAUCGAGACGGAUUUCGUAGGCGACAAGAUGGGCAGGAUCCACCUUGGACGACAGGAUUUGAGCGAGCUGCAGACAAGGAAAAUGAAGGGGUUGAAGAGAGCAAGGGAUCAGGACGUGAGGGCCGACGGUAUAGACAACGAGGACAUUAUCAGCCAGGAUGAUGAUGAUGAAGAAAUGGGCGGCGUGGAGAUCAAGAGACCCAAAACAUCUUGA
This is a messenger RNA of Bacidia gigantensis, 1779 nucleotides long. RefSeq lists its product as uncharacterized. The transcript is spliced from 6 exons. The record is from RefSeq and is a predicted model, not a curated record. Gene Ontology annotation, molecular function: methylenetetrahydrofolate dehydrogenase (NADP+) activity; rRNA binding. Gene Ontology annotation, cellular component: nucleolus. NCBI's taxonomy places the organism in Eukaryota, Fungi, Ascomycota, Lecanoromycetes, Lecanorales, Ramalinaceae. Gene Ontology annotation, biological process: maturation of LSU-rRNA from tricistronic rRNA transcript (SSU-rRNA, 5.8S rRNA, LSU-rRNA); ribosomal large subunit assembly. The coding region runs from base 1 to 1779 and encodes 592 amino acids.